Molecule: messenger RNA, 594 nt
Organism: Didymodactylos carnosus
Lineage: Eukaryota; Metazoa; Rotifera; Eurotatoria; Philodinida; Philodinidae
Source: the annotation of a GenBank genome assembly
AUGGCAGAUGGAACAACUCCUUUGAAGGUGAUUGGCACUGUGCAAUUAAUAAUCAAGAUUAAAGACAUGAUUACAACGAUUAUGGCAUCUGUAGUUAAGGAUUUACUCACUGAGUGCAUCAUUGGAACCGAUUACAUCACAAAAUACGGUUUACAAUUUGAUGCUGGGAAAGAAACUAUCACAGUGUGUCAACAACAUCAUAAGAUUACCAUCCCAAUGAAUAAACAGGAUAAUCCUGUUCGAGUGCCAUUGAUAUUAACAGAUUCGAUCCGAAUACCACCACAGCAACAGGUCACUGUAAGAGUGUCUGCUUGUAUAUCAUCGUCCAAGGUGUUAUUCAAGCCAUCAUACAACCUUAAACAACAAAUUCCGGUGUUUAUGCCAAAUUCUCUUACAGACAUUCAACAGUAUUCAGCAUUGAUUCCAAUUUAUAAUCCAACUAAUUAUCCAUGUUAUUUAUCCAAAGGAGUGAUUAUCGGUGUUUCAACAGUGCCAACUAAACAACAACUAGAAGUGAAAUCACCGUCAAGGAAGCUUAGCUUACAAGAACAUAUUGAGAACAUGGUGAAACAUAUUGAAGAUACUAAUCAAUGA